AUGAACCACUUUGGCCCCUCAGCCCUAAUCAACCUCUCCAAUUUCUCAUCCAUAAAACCGGAACCAGCCAGCACCCCUCCACAAGGCUCCAUGGCCAAUAGCACUACAGUGGUAAAGAUACCGGGUACUCCUGGGACAGGAGGGUGUCUCAGCCCUGAAAACAAUCAGGUACUGACCAAGAAAAAAUUACAAGACUUAAUAAGAGAAGUGGAUCCUAAUGAGCAAUUGGAUGAAGAUGUGGAGGAGAUGCUGCUGCAGAUUGCUGAUGAUUUUAUUGAGAGUGUGGUGACAGCGGCCUGUCAGUUUGGUCAGCAUCACAAGUCCAGCACCCUGGAGGUGAAAGAUGUCCAGCUGCAUCUAGAACGCCAGUGGAACAUGUGGAUCCCAGGAUUUGGCUCUGAAGAAAUCCGACCCUACGAAAAGGCGUGCACCACAGAGGCCCACAAACAGAGAAUGGCACUGAUCCGGAAAACAACCAAGAAAUAACACAUGGGAAAGUCAGGGAAUGGACAACAAUGUAUUUGGAGAUACUUGAGCUGAGACCUCAGCCAUCUCAUCCUUGGAUUUUUUUUUUAAUGCUUUACAGA
Molecule: messenger RNA, 587 nt
Organism: Zalophus californianus (California sea lion)
Lineage: Eukaryota; Metazoa; Chordata; Mammalia; Carnivora; Otariidae
Product: transcription initiation factor TFIID subunit 12-like
Exons: 1
Coding region: 1-486 (161 amino acids)
Biological process (GO): DNA-templated transcription initiation; RNA polymerase II preinitiation complex assembly
Cellular component (GO): transcription factor TFIID complex; SLIK (SAGA-like) complex; SAGA complex
Molecular function (GO): protein heterodimerization activity; DNA binding; TBP-class protein binding
Source: RefSeq, a predicted model, not a curated record